Molecule: messenger RNA, 4519 nt
Organism: Coregonus sp. 'balchen'
Lineage: Eukaryota; Metazoa; Chordata; Actinopteri; Salmoniformes; Salmonidae
Source: the annotation of a GenBank genome assembly
GAGGUCGUUGUAUGGACUGUACCCUUACAAGGCCAGUAUGAUCCGUCUGGGGAGCCUGGUGGAUCCAUCGGGUGACUGGGAUAUUGCAGAGACCAUUGGUAAAGGAAACUAUGGAAAAGUCUAGAGUGAACAACAGGAAAGAUGGGAGUCAGGCAGCAGUUAAGUCCUGGACCCAAUCAAUGUAAGUUAAAUGCAAAAGUGCCACAAUCAAUCGAUAUGCCACUUUAGCAAGUUUAGGGCCUCUUCCUCGUUUUCGCCAGAAAUGUCAACCCUGACUAAACAAACAAAUUAAUAAAGGAAAUAAUCUCUGUUUUUCUUGACUAUUGUUUGGCUUCUUUCAGUAUACCAAGCAUACAAACAGAGUAAGUUCCUUUGCUUAUUUCCCUGUACCUGCCUCCCCCUGUACUUGUCCCUGUGUUUACUGUUCCCAAGUAAAUUCCCCACCGGUCUCCUUUUCAUCCAUUUCUACAUCCACUUCCCACAGUCGUCCUUACCAUCUCCCUCCCCCUUUAUGUAUGCCACUACCUUAGUGAUGUGCAGCUAGCUGGCAGACCUGUCUGUCGUGCUGAGGCCGGGGGCCAUGCAGUGGAGCCAUGUAGUGUUUGUGAGACUCAAGCUGAGUGCUUGCUUGUGAUUGUGUCAGUGUUUCAAUCCCUCCUGCGGCUCUUGCUAGCCCCCUGCUGCAGCUCCCCGGCCGGGUAUGAAGAUGUAGCUGCUUCCCUGCUCAUCCCUCUCCUUGAUUAGACUGCUGACAGUAUCGUUCACACAUCCAGGAAGAGGAAUUCUGCCUCUGUGACGCUUUCUCUUCACUUCCACUGAUAUUUAAACUGAUAUAGAAGAAGCUUCAUUGGUACUUCUAACCAAGAGUUAGUUUCCCUGUGUUUAAUGGUUCUGGGCUCUGAUUGAAGGUGUUUUAGUUCCCUUAAAUUUCAUUUCAACAUCCUUUUUUAGAAAUGUAAAUAGUUUCUCUGCAGUUUGUUUUGCCUUCUUGUGACUUGUGUGUUGGUGUUCAGUCAAAAUGUUGUGUGACUGAUGUUAAUGUGUCCUCCUUGACAAAGGAUGUUGAUGAGGAGAUUGAGGCUGAGUACAACAUCCUGAGGACCCUGUCCAACCAGGGACAGCUCUGGUUUGUUCUAGAGGUGAGAUCCCCUGGGUCUUUCUGUCUCGCUUAUAAAGUAGGACUUUGCCCAGCUUUACAGUCCAGUCAAAUAUUGUAUACUGUACAAUACCGCACUACAUGCAAUUAGUCAUUUAAGGGCUCAUACAGUAGGACUUUGUCAUUGGAGGCAAUAUAACCCAGUGGUGUGUGCUUGUCAAACAUGACAGUGUCUGAUUGUGCCCAGUAUAGGUAGCUGCACUUUAUCUCCUGUGUUACAUUUCCACCAAUAUGAUCAACACAGUCUUACAGUAGACUAUGGCCCAUCUUUGUUGUUGUCUCUUUGAGCACUAGAAGGAUCACAAACAGUAGAUUUACUUUAAAUGAUUGGAGUGAAAUCCAUCGCAGAGCUGAGAGGAGGUCACCCUCCUACAUUGGGAAAAAUCUCAAGUUUAAAAGCUUUGCAAGAAGGAGUUGUGACUCCAGUGUAGUUGUAUGUGUGGGAGGGAUGGCUCUGGUAAUUAAUCAUAAUCUAGAGUGGCGAGUAUUGGAGGAGCCACUGUUGUUUAUCUCGCUCUGUCUCACACACACACACACAGCUGUGCAACGGGGGCUCAGUCACAGAUAUCAUCAAAGAACUGCUCAUGCGAGGCCAGCAACUGCUGGAGACCAUUAUCGCAUACAUUUUAUACGCCGCCCUCUUGGUGAGAUGGCCAACUGUAAAAUGCCUAAUGACAGAAGGGUGUGGCAUCCACAUACAGUGGGCAGAGGAUUGAGGGGGCAGGGUGUGGGAAUAAUAUGCAUGGCAGUAGACAGCUUUGUUUGAAACACAUUCAAAUGGUACUAAUCACAAACAGUUAAUAAUGGCUUUACUGAUGCUUAUUAAACCCCCCAUUUGCUUUCCUCCUCCCGCCUGCCAGGGUCUCCAGCAUUUACACAACAACCAGAUUAUUAAUUGUGACGUCGAAGGAAACAACAUCCUUCUGACUACCGAGGGAGGAGUCAAGCUUGUUGACUUUGGUAAUGGCUUUGUUUUCCUGUUGUGGGGGCACUUUGGCCAAUUGAUGGUUUGAAUAAGAGAUACAUGCAUUUUAAAGGGAGGCUCUGGGAAGUUGUUUGUGAGCUCUGUUACUUCUGUCUGGGCCUUCAUUUAAAGGUCCAAUGCAGACUUUUUUAAAAAUCUCAAUAUCAAAUCAUUUCUGGGAUUGUUUUCAAUUAAAAUGGUCAAAAAUGAACAAAAAUAUAUUCUUAGCAAAGAACAAUUUCUCAAGUAAGACUUUUGCUAGGAAUGUUUGGGAGUGGUCAGAGUGGGAAGGGGAAAACUGAAAACUAGCAGAGAGGUUUGAAACUCUCUUGGUUUAUUAACUAAUUUACCACUCCAUCCAACCAAACAGGCUGAAAAUUCUGUGGCGUCUUUUCAAACAGCUCUACACUGAAAGGACAUUAUCUAAUUUUAAAUUCCACAUUAUAUCCAAACCUCAUUAUUGUGUGAAAUAUACCCUUCACUUACUUCUAAUAGGUUACAUCCAUCUGGUACCGUCAGACCCCCUUUUACCUCCAGAACAGCCUGUGACAUACGUGGGAAUGUUCCACGGGCUGUUGGUCCACUGACCAAGGGAUCACGAGAUAAGGACCACGUGCCGGCACGACGAAUAUCCCUCAGUCGCUAGACGUUUGCCCAUUAGACGAAUCUAACAGAUACUGAUCGCAUCGUCCCGUUGCCUGCAUUAGCAGCACGGCAUACUCUGUACACAUUUACAUUUUAGUCAUUACAGUCUUAUCGAGAGACUUACAGUUAGUCACUUUUUUAUAUCCCCCUGUUUUUGCCCCAUUCUAUCAAACGUGAGCUACAUCCCGAACAGUAACCUGAACGCCAAUCGGCCCAUCCCUGUCUCCCGGUCGCGGCCGUAAACGCCUGGAUUAGAUCUCUAGUGGCACGCACACCCACGUGCAGCCUUGACCACUGCGCCCUAGAUGUGGGGAGUGAUCCAUUUUCAUGAACGGGGUGGUGUACCUAAUAAACCGGUGAGUGUAUAUAAAACACAGGAAAAUCACGUUUUUGACUGCAUUGGGCCUUUAACAGAUGACUCAUCAUUGAUAGUUGACGGUUAAUUCAUUUUUUUUAUUUGUCCACGUUAUUAUUGGUAAAGACUAUCAGAUAAAUACAAACAUAUGGGCAUCAAUGCUGUGAUGCAGUCCUCGUUCCAUGUCUUUGUUACUGACCCUAUGUAACAUCUUUGUAUUUCAUGGACCAUAGCUUAACCUAAGGCUAUUAUUGCCAAUUUAAAUUGCAUUAUUUGAUCCUUUGCAUAUGAAAAGAAAGCUGUUCUGGCAAAUGACUUUGAGUUGCCCCGGGCAUGUUUAUGUCCUCUGUGUGCUGAGAAUGAAGUGGAAUCCUGCUGAUAAAAAUCUGUCCCACUUAAUUAGAAAUUAUUAUGGUGGUAUGGCAGGUUGUCACACCAAAUGAUAUGCCAUAUUGCUAUUGAUUUAUUCACACACUUUCCCUCUGUUUAUGUAAUUCACAUUCAUGUAAUAUGCACACAAAUAUACAUCACAUUAAACAACUGUGAAUGUAAUUAUAACAGGUCAUGUGAUAUAAUAUAUAAAAUCUUGAUUUUGCCCCAAAAACGGAUGACCUGAGGAUGUUGUGUUUUAUAUUAAAUAGCCUAAAUUCUAUUCAGGUGUCUCUGCUUAGCUGACGAGUGCACGUUUGCAAAGAAACACAUCCAUUGGCACUCCCUUUUGGAUGGCACCUGAGGUUAGCUUUUUUUUUUACAUGCGCCACUAAACUCCUUUACUUGCAAUUGCAUGAGAACACCGAAUACAUUUUAGCACAGAAAUAUCCUACAUGAUGACACCAAUGAGUUGCAUUAGAUGUGCUAUAUGGACUGUAGAGAGAGAUAAACAAGUGAGUAUGUACUCACCUGAUUAAUGAAUUUAACUAACCUUUUUAAAUCAACAUUACAAUGUGUAUUUUAAACACAGACAAUUUUAAAAUGAGUUGAUUUUCUGCAUUGUUAUUUCAUCUUAUUUCAGCUUCAGAAACAAUGAAAGCCUUUAGGUACCCAUACGAAGUCACUACCUCACUGUUGCUAAUACAUUAUCUUCAUAUCAUCAUCUACAGCAAGAAACAGCAACUUGCAUGAGAAGUGUCCACCUGCUUGUGUCAUGCUUGUCCUGCCUGUGUCGUCCCAGGUCAUCGCCUGUGAGCAGCAGUAUGAUUCCACGUAUGACGCCCGCUGUGACGUGUGGUCGCUGGGCAUCACAGCCAUAGAGCUGGCUGAUGGAGACCCCCGUUGUCUGAGAUGCACCCCGUCAAAGCCCUCUUCAAGAUCCCAUGGUAAGGCACUAGAGGGCUCCCUCUGUACACAGCUGGCAGGGACAGAUCAGACACACAGCGGCGUACACUUUCAUAAAAAGCUU